Messenger RNA from Anopheles stephensi (Asian malaria mosquito), 851 nucleotides. RefSeq lists its product as uncharacterized. Lineage: Eukaryota; Metazoa; Arthropoda; Insecta; Diptera; Culicidae. The record is from RefSeq and is a predicted model, not a curated record. The transcript is spliced from 2 exons. Bases 19 to 750 code for a protein of 243 amino acids.
CGAUUUCGACGGUCUCCCAUGAAGUGCAUUCGUUGCGUGAGUCGAGCAAACUACGAUAUGUUGCUUGCAACAAUGAAAAACAUGAAACUUCCGGCCACACCGCGAGUAGGUCACCUCUCUCAAACGGUACAUAAAGCGGUGUACAAUGCAGAUGCUCUCUACAGCAAUCCGUCCCGACCAAGCCAGAAAUCCAAGGUGACGGAGAUGAUAUUUUGGAGAGUUGCUCUGUCAGUCGUUUGUAUCGCGUUGGGAUAUGGAGCCAUUGCAAAUAAGAACUUUGAUGUGCACAUCGACAAGCUGGAACGUGUCGGGGAUACGGGCGAGUACUUUACGUACAACUACACCUACGAGAAGGUCUCCGACAUGAAGUUUUCCAUGGGAGCGCACGUACAGCAGCUGAAGGAGCUGGACGACAGCUACACGGUGAAGGCGCUGAUGACCCGUUCCGAACUGGCGGACGGUAGUCAGUACGAGGUAAUGAUGGACCUCGAGAAGACGCUCUGCGACUGGAUGCGUACGAUCUACAAAGCGUACUUUUACGAGGAGUUGGCUCAGGUGAGCAACUUUCCUCACUACGACACGUGUCCCCUUCCGGUGGCCGAAUACGUCGUCGAGAACUAUGUGUUCGAUACCGAACCGUACAGUGAGAUGAUGUCCGAGGGCCGAUGGAAGGUGGAGAUGAUGCUGAUGAAGGAGGGUAAGGUCUGCUCCGGCAUUGUUAUGAUAACCACGGUGAAACCGAAAGCGUAGAGGUAGAUUCCGUGUUCCUUAGUGUGUAAGUGAAUCCUGCAUGUUGUAGUACAUAUGAUGCUGUUUGGUUGUUAUUAAAAGCGAUUGUAGUACAAAGAAAA